This is a messenger RNA of Puccinia triticina, 1326 nucleotides long. RefSeq lists its product as uncharacterized. Gene Ontology annotation, biological process: proteolysis. The transcript has 12 exons. Gene Ontology annotation, molecular function: metalloaminopeptidase activity. NCBI's taxonomy places the organism in Eukaryota, Fungi, Basidiomycota, Pucciniomycetes, Pucciniales, Pucciniaceae. The record is from RefSeq and is a predicted model, not a curated record. Bases 1 to 1326 code for a protein of 441 amino acids.
AUGGCUGAGGUGCCCUCAAGACCCUGCUCGACGAGCGGCUGCGGAAAACUAGCAAGCAAACUGGAAUGCCCUAAAUGUAAACAGGACCCUAAUCUGCCCUCUCGUUUCUUCUGCUCCCAAACCUGCUUCAAACAAGCCUGGCCCGAACACAAGAUCUCCUGUCAUUCGAACAUCCCUGCUCCCGUCGUGCCAUCGGAAUACAGAGGAGCGUCCGGAACUUACGAUCCAUUUGACGAGCAUAAUAUAUCAUCCUAUCCGCUUAGAAGUCGCUCGAAGGAGACUUUCCGGGCGAUCCAACACUUCAAAUACACUGGUCCAUUGAGAGCGUGUUACCCGAUCGAAGGUGUGCCGAAGAGGACUGUGCCAGAAUCCAUACCCCUACCGGAUUAUGCAAAGGACGGUGAGUGGUCCUUGACUGGGCUCAAAAACGUCUUCUCCGUCGUCUCCUACGGCCUCCAAGAAGUGGUUCAACAUGGCAUUUCGCCCUCUGAACAGGCAAUAUCUGGUCAACGCCUCGGGAAGCCUUUGAAACCGCAUGAAAUUGAUGGAAUGAGGAAGGUCUGCAAGCUUGCUCGAGAAGUGCUGGACUUGGCAGGCGCCCAUGUUAGGCCAGGGAUCACUUCCCUGGAACUAGACAAGAUCGUGCAUGAUGCAUGUGUGGAGCGCAAUUCGUACCCUUCACCUCUUGGUUAUUUUAUGUUUCCGCGUAGUGUCUGCAUCAGUGUCAAUGAGGUGAUUUGUCAUGGGAUUCCUGACGGGCGCCCACUCGAAGAAGGCGAUAUUGUCAACCUAGACGUUACCCUGUUCCAUGAUGGUUUUCAUGGGGAUUUGAACGCCACGUACCCGGUGGGGAAGAUCAGCGAAGAGUCCGAUCAUCUGAUCAAGUCGACGCGGAGGUGUCUGGAUCGGGCGAUCUCCAUCUGUCGGCCAGGCACACUAUUCAGAGAGAUCGGCAAUAUCAUCGAACCCAUGGCCAAACAGGCCGGGCUCAAUGUCAACAAGAGAUAUUGUGGUCAUGGCAUCAGCCAGUUAUUCCAUGGGCCCCCAAAUAUACCACACUAUGCCAAAUCGAAGGCCGUUGGAGAAAUGAAACCUGGAAUGGUUUUCACUAUCGAACCGAUGGUCAACCAAGGAGUUUCUGAUGAAGACCAUUGGCCGGACAACUGGACAGCAGUAACAAAGGACGGCAAACGGUCGGCCCAGUUCGAAGAAACAUUGCUGAUCACCGAGAACGGAGUAGAGGUCUUGACGGCCGAGCCGGGCUGGAAGUUGCCCGCCGAAUUCGAGGAGGUCGCCUUGGGUCUAGUGACGGCCUCCCAAUCAUAA